AUGAUGGCGACAGUGCGCCGCGUUGUGUGUGUGUUGGCCGCUGCUCUGUGCUGCACGGCCUUGUGCGUCUCUGCUGCUGCUGAUACUUCCGCUGGCCAUCCCACAGUUGGUGCGUCUGAUGUGUCGGCGAAGCAGACAGACGUCACUGCAAAGACGGAGGCCGUGGAAGCAGCAAGGAAAGCGGAGGAAGCAGCAAUUUCUUUUAAAGAUGCACUGAGAGAAGCGGAGAAGGCACAGAAGUCGGCCAAGAAGGCGGCCAAGAAGGUAGCAGAGGAAGUACGGGGUAAACUGAAGGAAGGCGCAAGGAAGGCAUCAGGGCUUGGGUACAGGUCUUGGCGGAAAACGUCAGAUGCUGUAACGUUGCUGAAGGAUCUUGUACCUGCUGAUUCGACGACUUCGGUUGUAGAGCCGUCAAAGAAGGAGGAAAAGGCAAAGGGUGCACAGAAGGACGCUCAAGAAGCAACGGAACUUGCUGAAUGGGCUGUAACGAACGCUACCAAGGCAGUGACGAACGCUGAGUCUCGGCUGAAAGAGGUGAAUACAGAGGAGCAGAAAGUGAAGGCAGCCAUGGAGAAAGCUAAGGAAGCGGCGGGGAGUAUACCGAAGGAGGCGAAGAAAGUUGUGGCUGCGAUUGAAAAAAGUAAAGAAGAGGCUAUCAAAGCAAGUGGUGCGGAUAUGUACCUCAAGAAGCUAAACGAUGGAAACAAGGCAGUGAAGGAUAUUCUUGAUGCGAUGAACGCCACACUUAUUGCAGCAAAGAAGGCGGAGGAGCUGGCCAAGAAUGCUCUAUCCGAUGCAACGAAAGGAGUUAAAGAUGCUGAACACAAACUGCUCGUAAGUCUUACUAGUGAUGGGCUGGAGGCUGCCUUAAAAGGAGUGGAAAAAAAAAUAGAGGCACUAUUCCCAUCUAUUGUUGAAACUGAAGAAGAAGCCAAAGAGCCUGUGACCCUCCUGGAGAAUGCCAUAUCAGAUGCGGAGAGUGUUGUAGAGCUGGCUAAAGCUGAGAAAUUAGCAGCUGAAGCGGCGUUGCGGCUAGCGAGGCAGGCGCUGGCAGCCGCUGAGAAGAUACAGCAGGAUCUUGUAAAGCAGCAACAGCAAGCCAGGGAGGAGCUGGAAGCCGCUAAGGGUAAAGAAAAGGAGAGAGAGAAGCAGGGAGAUACGAACGACAAUCAGGAGAAAACAAAACAGGGAAUUCUGGAAAGCGAAGUGAGUGAAAGGGACGAACAGGAAGGACUCAACCGUCCUCAGCUACCCGACACCACUGAUGCCGCUACGACUCCUCCUGCUGGUGCGUUGUUGCCUAAGACCGAUGGUACUGCGGAUGGCGAGAAGCUUCUUGCUCAGCACACAGAUGGCAGCGA
Messenger RNA from Trypanosoma grayi, 1361 nucleotides. RefSeq lists its product as hypothetical. The transcript has a single exon. The record is from RefSeq and is a predicted model, not a curated record. NCBI's taxonomy places the organism in Eukaryota, Euglenozoa, Kinetoplastea, Trypanosomatida, Trypanosomatidae. The annotation marks the transcript as partial.